Rhodotorula toruloides NP11 is the source of this 156-nucleotide messenger RNA. RefSeq names its product 40S ribosomal protein s29. Gene Ontology annotation, molecular function: structural constituent of ribosome; zinc ion binding. Gene Ontology annotation, cellular component: cytosolic small ribosomal subunit; ribosome. The transcript is spliced from 3 exons. Gene Ontology annotation, biological process: translation. The coding region runs from base 1 to 156 and encodes 51 amino acids. The record is from RefSeq and is a predicted model, not a curated record. NCBI's taxonomy places the organism in Eukaryota, Fungi, Basidiomycota, Microbotryomycetes, Sporidiobolales, Sporidiobolaceae.
AUGACCCACGAGGCUGUCUGGUUCUCCCACCCGCGCAAGUACGGCAAGGGCUCGCGCGGAUGGCAAGCUGGUUUGAUCCGCAAGUACGGCCUCAACAUCUGCCGUCAGUGCUUCCGUGAGCGCGCCGACGUUAUCGGUUUCGCCAAGAACCGGUAA